GUCCUUUAAAAUAAACAAGGUAUUACUUGAUCUAUGUACCAACUCCAUUUCUAUGUUAUAUACUCUUUGGAUAACUAGCACACGGAGUGAUUCAUGCAUGGUUUUGAACUAUGAACCUUAAGUUUCUCUUCGGACUUUGAAUUUGAGGAAUUUAUAUUUAGUUGUAUGAAUUUCGUGGAUAACUAAUUAUCAUUAUCGUUUCUCUAGUCCAUAUAAAUUUGCCAAUUCAUGGGCUAUGCCUGGUCGGAUUAUUCAAAUUGAAAAGUUUGAACUGAGUCAAUUUCGGAAAAUUUACUGUAAAUGUCCAGCAAAAUCAAAUGUCAAUUCUAAUGACAACAAAUGCACGUCCCGUUCAGCUACCACAAUCUUGACAUUGUUCUAUUCACUAAUCAGUUUGGUAGUGAUCAGUGAUCUUAUUGCCAAUUACCUGUGUUCAUCUGUUUUGGCAUCGUCUAAUUCAGGAGUCAGCUUUAUUCAAAAUGAUUAUGAUCUAGAUAAAACAAAAUGUAUACAAUCACUUUUAGUCAAUCGACAUCAAAUUCCAGACUCAGCGUUCAAUGCUACAAGUGAAGUAGUGGAUCCGUCAGGAGCUAAACGUUAUAAUGCGCAUUCUAUUCGGAAUGAAAACACAGAUUUUGCAUGGUGUCCAGGUAAACGUAUCAGCACAGAAUGUGAUGAAUAUGUUGAAAUUGAUAUGGGUGAAUUGAAUAUCAUAACAAAAGUUGUUAUAAGUGGAUUACUUGCUGAAGGUGGAGGAAGCCGUUAUACACCGUAUUUCUAUAUUCGAUAUAAAAGAGAAAUUAAUGAAGAGAAUUGGAGAACCUAUCGACAACUUCGUCCAACCAUUAUUUCUCGACUUUUGGGCGGUUUAGACGCUUUAGUGCCAAAAUUUGUUGUACUUGACCCACCGUUGAUAGCUCGAUGGAUUCGUAUCUAUCCAUAUCGUGAUACACCAGGCUUUGUAUGCAUUAGACUUGAAGCAUACGGUUGUCGUUUCUCAGAUGACCUGGUUGAAUAUCGAAUCCCUGAAGGGAGUCUAGCACAUCCUCCUUAUCAGGCUGAAACCAAUUUAUAUAAAUCUCAAGGAUCAGAAGUGUUUAAUACUGAGAAAUUAAAUUCUAGUCAAGCUGGUGGUGGUCUUCCAUUUUCAGAUACUUGUUAUGAUGGUCAUAGAAUUGAACCAGGGAGUCUUUUAGAUGGAGGACUUGGUUGUCUUAUUGAUCUAAAUAGUGCUAAUCGUGAUACAAUCCCAUCUAUACGACAAACUGUUGGUGUUAGUUCAAAAGCAGAUAGUUCAAUGAAUCAUCAAUUUGUUGGUUGGCAUCGUGAUCGUUGGAAAAGUUCACAGGAUAAAGAUAAUGAUGUUGUUGAUAUGCUUUUUCGUUUUGCUUCUGUACGUAAUUUUACACGACUUCGACUUUAUAUAUCUAAUAAUUAUUUAGAAAAGAUUCGUUUACCCAGACGACUAGAAGUCAAAUUUAGUGUAGGUGGUGUACAUUUCUCUGGUCAGUUGCCUAUUUCACGUGAAUUCAAAUUAGAGAAUCGAAGUUUAGGUGUUUUUAGCAUUAUUUUGGAUUUAUCUCACAGAAUUGGUCAAGUUGUACAAUUGAAAGCCUUUUUCGCUGACGAUUGGUUGUUGUUCAGUGAAAUACGCUUUGAAAGUGAAAAGGUUACUACACCGAUAAAAAUUGAUGAGUUGGCUAUGUUAUCUGAAAAAUCCUCCAAUCAUCAAUCUAUUAAUGAAGAAGAGGAUUUGAUGAAUACAAAGCAUGAGUCUGAUGCAAAUAAAGUGCCGUCCUCAAAUGAUACCUCUGUAUUUGAUGAUCCAACAACUCGUUUAUCAACUGUAGUUAUAUUAGUACUAGUUCUAUUAUGUUGUUUCCUUGGUUUAUUAGCUGGUGUUGCUUGCUUCUCUGUGACAUGGAUGCAUCGUAAAAGACAUGAUUUAGAAAGAGAAAAACAUCAAGUUCAUAAAACAUUGUUAAUUCGUGGUGAAGAUGCUUUAAAUGUAUGUACAACAACUGGUUUACGUGGUAACGGUGAUGUCAAUCUUAUCGGGAGUGGUGGUGAUGGUGGUUAUGCAACAGUUAGACCAAAUAUGUAUCCAUUUCUGUUAUCUGCAGCUAAACCUGAGAUAGGAGUUUCAACUGUUCUACCAAAUGGUGGAUUACAAUCUUAUCAUCAAAUUGUCCUGUCAUCAAAUACCAGUACAGAAUCUCCCAAUAGUGUUUCAAAUGAAAAAAAUCCAAGUCAACAACAAGCACAACUACGUCAGACGUCACAGACAAAUGUUGGUAUGAUUAUUGGUCAGCAGUCUAAUACAAUAGUUAAUCGUUUAUCUGGUGAUACAAUUGGUCCAAGUGAUGGUGUUACGUCAGAAACUGAAGCAUUCUGUGAUAAUAACAAUAAUAAACACAAUGAUGAUAAUGAUGAAACUCAUCCACAUCAUCGUUAUAGUUUAUCAUUAUUUAACAAUCAUCAAUACCAUCAUAAUCAUCAGAUCCGAAAGCAACAUUCAUCUGUUUUAUCCUCGUUAUUAUGUAUAUCGAAAAUGAAGAAACAUCGUCGUAAACAAUGUUCAGUAAAAAUAAAUCAUAACAAUAGGACUAUUUCACAGUUUGAUCAUACUAAUAAUAUACAUGGGAAUAUUAAUUCUAAAGAAAUCAACCAUAUUACUGCUACUACCACUACUACUAAUACUACUACUAAUAAUAGUAAUAAUAACACAGAACUUUUAAAUACUGUAAAUAAUUUCUCAAUAGUUAAUCAGUUAGUUAGCAGUCAAUCUGGUCAUAAUUUAGGAUUAUGUUCAACUGAUCUAUUAAAUGCUCAUUUACGAGGACAGACUUCUGUACAAGCGGCGAAUGGAUUACUUCAAAUUGAUUUGUCCCGAGGUCAUCCAUCAAUGCUAAUUAAUGGUCGACCAUUAAUGCGAAUUUCAGCUUCAUCUAAUCCAUCUGAUGUAACUGAUAAUUCUUGGCUUUUGCAAACUGGUUAUCGUAAUAAUAAUGCAGUUUGUUGUACUUCUUCAAUGGGUAUGAAUUUAUUAAAUUCAGAACCUGGUGUUUAUACAACAGUUAGUGGAGCUGAAUCAGAUGUAGAUAGUAAUGGAGCAAGUACAAUGAGUCCAGAGUAUGCAUCUACAAGUAUGUUACAUGAUUAUCCCAUACUAGCUGCUACAUUGGCUCAAUUAAAUCAACAACGACUAGCUGCUACUCUAACACCAUCUAUGAAUAUUCAACCUAAUUUAUACCCUUGUUCUAAUCCACUUAACAUUGGUUCAUCAUCAAAUUGUUCUGUUAAUUUCAAUAUUUUAUCAAAUCCUCCAUUAAAUUCCCCAUUUAGCAACAAUAAUAAUAUCAUUAACAAUUCCAGUACCUACGGUAAUAUUAAUAGUCAUAAGAAUAACUUUCUCACAUCAAUGAAUACAAUUCAACAACCAUUGUUAUUCACGAACCUUCAUUCAAUGCAUGAUAUGAUGAUGAUGUUGACGACGAAGACGACGACAACAGCAACAGCGGCCAUAACAACAUCACCAGUUACAAAACUAUCAAAUGGUAUACAAAGUUCACAGAUUGGACUACUCACUGAAACUCAUGGUAAUAACAACAGUAACAAUUAUCGUUACGGUGUUGAAAGUGAUAUUGUUCAAAAUAUAUUUCAACAGAAUAAUUGCCAGUCACAAAAUCCACAGAUAUAUGAUGCUUAUAAUUUACCGACUCCUUCAGCACCAAUUUAUUAUCCUACCACACACCAGAUUAUCCCAUCCACUAUAGGACAAUAUUUCCCGUGUAUUAUUACUUCAACACAAACUACUGGAUUAUCAUUUAUAUCAGCAUCAUCAUCGGGAAUAGCACCUCACACAGUGUUAUCGCCAUCAUCGUCUUCAAAGAGUAAUGGCAACACUAUGAAUAAUACUGCUACUGCUACCGCUAAUAAUAAUAAUAAUCCCACAUUACUUGGAAGAGGAGGUCAUAUUAACAAUGAGUACAAAUCUCCGAAACGGAAUGACGUUGUAAACAUUGAACAAUCACAUAAACGAUCUGAUAUGAAUAAGUUAGAUUUCAAUGUUAAAUCUUCAUUGACAACAAAUACUUGUCUAUCAAAAUCUAAUUAUCGAGUUUCUAAUCAUAAUCCAUGGAUUAAAGUAUCAAAUUCAAAUCGUUAUGAUGAAUUGGAACCAGCACAAAGAAGACAACAUGAUGAAAAUUUACUGCCACCAACACCUUCUAGCCCUCCUCCACCUUUACCACGGUCAAUAAUAACAACAAAGCAUCAUUAACUAAUAUAUUUGUUCAUAAUUUUAUGGUUGAAAGGGGUAGAAUUUGAUGUAGUCCUCAGUAAUACAUACAUACAUAAAUAUAUCGAGAGUAUAAAUAUAACUAUUCAUUCAUGCAUAUACACGUUUGUAAAUAGAAUAAACUAGAAUUUCUCCAUUAAUUUUUUAUGCAUAAUAAGUAUACAUUCAAAUAUAUGAUAUUCUAUAUAAUUUAAAGAAAAAAUCUUUUGCCUAUGUAUGUACCCUUACCGGUGGCAUGUACAUUAUUCACUCAUUGUCGUCGACGUCGUCGUCGUCGUCGUGUUUUUCUACGUUUCAAGAGUUAAAUUUGUCUUUCCACUAGUUCUGUCUAUAUGUUACUAUUUGUGUUAAAUAGAUACCGUAACGUUUGUUUUCAUUUAUCCAAAUACUUUUUUUUUUCUAAAUAUUUGGAUAUGGAUUAUAACAUUGAAUCGAAAUAAUUUCUAGCUUAUUUGUAUUUCUCUUCUUAUAUUUCUUAUUUUCUGUACAUUGAACUAACAAAACAAACUAUUGAAUCAUUAUCAUUGAUUGUUAUAAACUUUUAAAGUGUUUACUUUCAUUCAGUUAAUUUCUGGUUUAUUUAGUUCUAUGCUAUUCUUAUUGUAUCUAAAAUUAAAGUGAGUUAAAGUUGUUUUAAAAUUUGUUAGUAGUAUUUUUGUUUUGUAAUAUGAUACAUAAAGUUUUUAAAAAGUACCAUGAAAACAUUUAAACUUGGUGGUAAUCUUUGCUGAUUAACUAGACGAUUAUUGGUUAAGAUGUUCCGUUGAGUCUGUUUACGGAUUUAAAAGAUAACAAAGGUUGAUCAACAUUUGCAUUCAAACUAGUUAGAUGAAAUGAACAUUGUUUUCUAUCUUAAAUGAGUAUAUGUCACUUACAUUUCGUUACAAUGUUUCGACAUUAAACUGAUUAUAAUUGUUUUUUGUUGAUGUUUACAUUCUAAGUCAAGUUUACUACCUAAAGCUAAGAGUAAAGGCACUGAAUACUAAAUUGUUAGAAGUAACUAUGUAGUAGAACUAUUUCUAUGACAAGUAAGAGCUUCUUCGUUCACAACUUUACUAAUGAAACAACGAUUCUGUUUUUUUUCAUUUGAAAGAUUAUGUUUGAUAUAAUAUGUAUAUCCUUUUUUUUUGUCAUUCUGAUGUUCAAGAUGAAAUUUGAGAUUUUGUAGCCAGUUAACCAAGUUACUUUAACUCUAAUCUACGCACUGCAUUAUUUUCCUUUUUUGAUUGUGUGAUUCUAGAGUGUAGGAAAGGUAACUAUUAUUGUACCCAUUUAUCUAUGUGAAGUCAGCUUUUGAUGUUUUAGAACAGUUGUGUACAUCUGUAAGAGAAUACAUUUUCCUGGUGUUUGGUAGCUUCUCAUAUUGCUCAUGGUAGGAUAAGAGUACAUAUGAAUAUUUUACAAUUUUCUUGCGUUAAGUAAAAUCAUUUCUGAUGAAAGAGAUUUGUGAACAUUGUUGAACUUUAUAAUUUACAUUAUGGACCAUAAUUAGUCAGAUAACCAUUGGAAACCAGGACGUCUUAUACACCUGUUCCAUAUUACCAGAUGUCUUAAUUAUGAACAUCAACAACUUCACUGGGGAUAAUAGGUCUUGCGGCAAACGCUUGACUAUUACAACCACUAAGACGAGGCUCAACGGUACAAUUCCAAUUUUUGUCGAGUUGUAUUGUAGCAUGAUGACCAUAUGGUAACAUCGGUGACAACUAUUUAAUUCCCGACAUGACCAAUGUUCCCUUCCGAGUCUCACAACCGGACGAAAGAAUUAUUCAGUACCUUUCAGCUUUUCAAUGUUUUCAUGGUUGAAACCAUGUAACUAGACCACCAUGGAAAACCUG
Molecule: messenger RNA, 6135 nt
Organism: Schistosoma rodhaini
Lineage: Eukaryota; Metazoa; Platyhelminthes; Trematoda; Strigeidida; Schistosomatidae
Source: the annotation of a GenBank genome assembly